Molecule: messenger RNA, 531 nt
Organism: Heterotrigona itama
Lineage: Eukaryota; Metazoa; Arthropoda; Insecta; Hymenoptera; Apidae
Source: the annotation of a GenBank genome assembly
AGUAAACGCGCGAUCUCGUGCACUAGCACAACUUGAAGGGAAAUAGAGAAAAGAAGAGGAAAAAUUAUAGAAGAGAGUACAAAAUUACGAAAUAAAGAAAGGGUUGACUAAUCGAAAUGUGGCAAUUUUCUCUACUGUUAAAAUGACGGGCUGGCUGGUAACAACGUUGAAAUUCAGACGACACGCGAUACGUUCGUAGUGGAUGGAUUCGUUUUCGAUGGACCGGCAGACAGACCGGGAGAUUCCACAACCCGUUUCGAUUCUGUAACAGUUACGACAAUUGCGACAACAACGGCUGCUUCUCCGAACGACUCUCAGUAUAACGAGUGUAUAACAAGGUGUCCGAUGUCACGCUGAAGUAUGUCGGACGUUGCACGACUUCGAAAAUAAGAGGAAGAUAAUGCAUAAUGACGGCGUAUUUACCGAUUGAGAAUAUUGAUUCACACUGGAGAAGACUGGUUUACCAUGUAGUUAUGUAAUUGUCUAUUCAUCGUUGCUUCAUUUUUAAUACAAGUUUCAUGGAAAAAAACA